Nymphaea colorata (pocket water lily) is the source of this 4128-nucleotide messenger RNA. RefSeq lists its product as uncharacterized. The transcript has a single exon. The record is from RefSeq and is a predicted model, not a curated record. The coding region runs from base 751 to 3669 and encodes 972 amino acids. Lineage: Eukaryota; Viridiplantae; Streptophyta; Magnoliopsida; Nymphaeales; Nymphaeaceae.
AUUCAAUGUAGGCAUGUAUGAAUUGACCAUGGGAGUAAAUGAAAGGGGAUUGGAGGGAAGGAAGGAGGGUUGUGCUAAUUAAGACGCAGAAAGUAGUUGGUGGUGUUCGGACAGGCUGAAAAAGAAACACACGCAAAGAGGAGGAAAAAACAGGGAGGGAGAGCCCACGAAGAAGGCCCUUCUUUUUCCCUUCUUCCAUUCAUUUUUCUUCAGGGCUUUUUUCAUGAGUUCUGCACUUCUUUUCUGAAGGGCGUUGAUUUGGGUUGUUCCUUUUUUUUCCCAUGAAUCGAGGGUUCUCCUCCUCAUUUGGGUACGUCGGAUUUGCUGGUUGCUAUCUUGCCGCUUAGGGUUUUUUCGUUCCUUGAGGUUUUUGGUGGGUGGGGGUUUUUGGAGGUAGGUCUUCUUUUGGGUUUUCUUGGUGCUUUCUUUUAUGGGUAGUUUAUAUUCUUAGCAUUGGGAGUGUCUAGCUUUUCCUUUUCCUUCGGAUGAAAUACCAUCAUCCAUUAUGUUGUUUGGUGGACAGAGGGUAGGGCUCGAAUUUGCGAAAGGUAAGGGAUUUGGGAUGGAGGUUCCGUCUUUCCGAACCCCCUGUGUCUCUCUCACCCCUCUCUUUAGUUUCAAAUGAGUAUAAAGCAAGGUCUUCUUUUGUAAAAGUUUGGGAAUAAGGUUUGAAUUUUUUGCCACCUUUGAAUGGGCUAAAGAUUUUGUUCCUGGUAUCUUGGCUGGGGUUGUUUCCGAGGGUUAGCCUUCAUGCAUCUCUCACUAUGGAAGCCCAUAUCCCACUGUGCUGCCCUCAUCCUGGAGAAGAAAAGCAAGAAGAAAGAUGGAUCUGGUUUGACAGAGGAAGACAGAAGGAAGCCUUCAAUCCUAAGGCAGUUGCAGGAGAACAAGCUCAGAGAGGCCCUGGAGGAAGCUUCUGAAGAUGGGUCACUGGUCAAGUCCCAGGACAUGGACCCUGAGAGCCUUGGCAUCAGCCAGGACGGAAACUUCGGCAGGUCAAGGUCCCUGGCCAGGCUGCGUGCCCAGAGGGAUUUCCUGAGGGCAACCUCCCUUGCUGCUGAGAGGACAUAUUACAGUGAGGAUUCCAUCCCUGAUCUCACUGAGGCCUUCAACAAGUUCCUCAUCAUGUACCCCAAGUUCCAGAUUACGGAAAAGAUUGACCAACUUAGAUCUGAUGAGUAUGGGCACCUGUCUGAUAAGUUUGCUAAGGUAUGUUUGGAUUACUGCGGUUUUGGUCUUUUCUCUCAAACCCAACAACUGCAAUAUUGGGAGUCUUCUGCAUUUAGCCUGUCUGAGAUUACUGCCAACCUGAGUAAUCAUGCACUCUAUGGUGGUGCUGAGAAAGGCACCUGUGAGCAUGAUGUCAAGGCUAGGAUCAUGGACUACCUGAACAUACCUGAAAAUGAGUAUGGUCUUGUCUUCACUGUUAGUAGGGGGUCGGCUUUUAAAUUGCUUGCGGAGUCCUACCCAUUCCAAUCGAACAAAAAACUCCUCACCAUGUUUGAUUAUGAGAGUCAAUCCGUCAAUUGGAUGGCUCAGAGCGCCAAGGAGAAGGGUGCCAAGAUCUACAGCGCUUGGUUCAAAUGGCCGACACUGAGACUCUGCACUUCGGAGCUCCGAAAGCAGAUAUCUGCCGGUAAGAAAAAGAGAAAGAAGGAUUCGGCUGUCGGCCUGUUUGUGUUUCCCGUGCAAUCGAGGGUGACUGGUGCCAAGUACUCGUAUCAGUGGAUGGCAUUAGCGCAGCAGAACAAUUGGCACGUUUUGCUCGAUGCCGGAUCUCUGGGUCCUAAAGACAUGGAUUCCCUUGGGUUGUCUCUCUUCCGGCCUGAUUUUAUCAUCACUUCAUUUUAUCGUGUUUUUGGGUCCGACCCCACAGGCUUUGGAUGCCUGUUGAUCAAGAAAUCAGUCAUGGGGAGCUUGCAGAACCAAUGUGGAACUGCUGGCACUGGGAUGGUGAAGAUCACCCCUGUCUUCCCUCAAUAUCUCAGUGAUUCUUUUGAUGGUUUGGACGGUUUGGCUGGAACAGAAGACGAAAAUGGUGAUGGAAAUGAAGAAACAACACCUGAAAAUGUUAAAGGAAUGCAGUUGCCUGCGUUUUCAGGUGCAUUUACUUCUGCACAGGUUAGAGAUGUGUUUGAGACAGAGUUGGAGCAUGAGAACAGCUCUGACAGGGACGGGGCUAGUACAAUUUUUGAAGAGACGGAGGAGAGUGUUUCGGUUGGAGAGGUUAUGAGGAGUCCUGUGUUCAGUGAGGAUGAGUCUUCGGACAACUCUUUUUGGAUUGAUCUGGGUCAGAGUCCUUUGGGGUCGGAUAACUCUGGCCAGUUGAACAAACCAAAGUUGGGAUCACCACUGCCUCCUUCGUGGUUUUCCAGCAGAAAAAACCAGAAGAGGCUUUCUCCAAAGCAGAACUCAAAGAUAUCUAGGAGCCCCCUUUAUGAUGACAGACGCUUGAAUCCAGGAUCACAUAAUGUACUGUCGUUUGAUGCAGCAGUCCUGUCUGUUUCCCAGGAGUUGGACCGUGUAAAGGAGGUUCCUGAAGAGGAGCAAUCUAUAGAGAUGGAUGUUGUGCCAGAAAAUGGCCUAAAAGAUUCUGAACCAGAUGCUUCUGGCACGAUGGCAAUCUCUGAAGACCAUGUACGUGACACAGAGAUGCAUGAGGAGGAGCAGCACGGUGCAGAAACGAGCUUUUCAUCAGAUGAAAUCAGAGGGGAAAUGGCGGACAAUGGACAUAGCUUGGACCACAUGGCAAAAAGGUCAUCAGUUGACAAGCCAGAUGCUGAUUUAACCCAUGGUAAUGGUUCCAUGCUCAAGAUGCAUCUGGAAGGCAUGGAGCCUAAAGAAAGUGCUAUUAGGAGGGAAACUGAAGGAGAAUUCAGGCUGCUAGGAGGAAGAGAAGGAGGUAGGUUUGCUGGAGGUAGGUUUUUCGGCGUGGAGGACACUGAACGAAUUACUAGCAUGGGGAGGAGGGUUUCAUUUACUAUGGAGGACGACCACAAGCCAAGUCUGAGUCAUUCCGAAGGUGGGGAGGUCUGUGCAACCACAAUAGGUGAUGAUGACACUUUUAGUGAUGGAGAAGUAGAAGCAGAUGAUUGGAGCCGAAGAGAGCCUGAGAUUAUAUGCAGGCAUCUUGAUCAUGUUAACAUGAUGGGUUUAAAUAAAACUACUCUUAGACUGCGUUAUCUGAUCAAUUGGCUUGUUACGUCAUUGCUGCAACUGCGUUUUCCAGAUUCAGACGGUGGAACUGGAGCACCUCUUGUUCACAUUUAUGGGCCGAAGAUCAAGUAUGAAAGGGGUGCAGCUGUAGCCUUUAACAUAUUCGACAGAAGUGGAAGUAUAAUCAAUCCUGAAGCUGUUCAAAAGCUGGCAGAUAAGAAUGGCAUAUCCCUUGGUAUUGGGUUCCUUACUCAUCUCCGGAUUAUGGAGAACCAGAAACAGCUUCCUCGAGAGCUUGAUGCUGAUAACACUUCUUUAUGUAGGCCUAUUUCAAAUGGCCGUCAUGACAUGAAGAAUCCCAUGAUCAGAGUAGAGGUCGUCACUGCUUCCCUUGGUUUCUUGACAAAUUUCGAAGAUGUAUACAAGAUGUGGGCGUUUGUGGCCAAGUUUCUUAAUCCAUCUUUUGUUGAGGUUGAUGGAUUAUCCACCAUACCUGAAUCUGGAGAAGGGUGAAGCUCGCUCAUCUGACUGAUGCUUUUUCUUGUGCCAGCUUGAUGGGAGUUAUAGGUCCAUUGCAUCCAAAGAGAUGAAUUACUUGCCUGCCUUUGCUGACCAUAUUAUUUUGGGAAACGGUUGGCUGCAUGAUAUAGCCAAGAAUAGAUGCAUCGGAAGGCUUUGCUGUGUGCUCAUUGUUCUUUUGCAUCUUUGUUGGAAUGAAAUCUCUUCAAGGAAGUGGUGUUUGAGUUGUCAAUGAAAACAAAUGAGUGGUGCAGAAUUUGUUGAUUGUGGGUAAAAUUUGUUUAUUCUUGUUCUUUUAUAUUUUUUUCCACUUCGGUUUAUGUAGAUUUCUCUAGAAUGAUGUAUCACUCAGUCCACCCUUAGGGUCCUCUUCAGUUUAAUGGAGUCUGUAAAGGCAAUACUUUGAGGAUGAGCAAACAAAUGCUGUCAUAUGAAAGGACCUCGGUUAGUUCA